This is a messenger RNA of Panicum virgatum (switchgrass), 786 nucleotides long. RefSeq names its product protein SAWADEE HOMEODOMAIN HOMOLOG 2-like. The coding region runs from base 1 to 786 and encodes 261 amino acids. The record is from RefSeq and is a predicted model, not a curated record. NCBI's taxonomy places the organism in Eukaryota, Viridiplantae, Streptophyta, Magnoliopsida, Poales, Poaceae. Gene Ontology annotation, molecular function: DNA binding; chromatin binding. The transcript is spliced from 7 exons.
AUGGGUCGGCCACCAAGCGCAAGGAGCGACUGGGUGCUGGCGGCGGCGCCGUUCCGGUUCCUGCCGGACGAGGUGGAGCAGAUGGAAGCGCGCCUGCAGCCACUCCGCAACCCUAGCCCCGACCGCGUCGCCAUGGAGGAGCUCGCGAGGAAGUUUAGCGCCUCCGCUGAACGCAUCGGCAAGGUUGUUAUCCAGCCGAAGCAGGUUCGUAACUGGUUCUGCAACCGGCGCUACUAUUCGCGUGAGGGCAAGGCUGCCAGGGCAGCGCAGGCGGCACAGGGGGAUUUGGCUGCCCGUAGGGUUGAGGCCUACCGUCAGCAGCUUGCUGCCGGUUCCUCGGCUGCUGUGCCCGCCGGUUCUUCCUCAGGGAAAAUUUCUAUGGAGGGAAGUCAGAUCAAAUAUGAAGCCAAGUCAGAUAGAGACGGCUCAUGGUAUGAUGUUGAUGUCAUUUCUUUUAGGACGUCUGAAUUAGGUGAACUGGAAGCAAUAGUCCAAUUAUCUGGAUUUGGAGCAGAAGAAGCUGGAUGGGUCAACGCUCGUACUUGUUUGCGUCAACGUUCUGUUCCAUUCAGGGCCACAGAAUGUGAACUUGUGCGCUGUUGGGACUUUGUUCUUUGUUAUAAGGAAAGUGAACAGGGCGGUCUUUAUUUUGAUGCUCGUGUGCAUGGUAGGAAAAUACAUGAUUCGAGGGAAUGUGAUUGCAAAUUCCUUGUUCGCUAUGAGCAUGAUCAAUCUGAGCCUGAUCCAUUGUCUAACAACCCGUUACUUGACAGUGAUUCAAGCUAG